Molecule: messenger RNA, 3558 nt
Organism: Lutra lutra (Eurasian river otter)
Lineage: Eukaryota; Metazoa; Chordata; Mammalia; Carnivora; Mustelidae
Gene: MTMR6
Product: myotubularin related protein 6
Exons: 16
Coding region: 290-2263 (657 amino acids)
Biological process (GO): dephosphorylation
Cellular component (GO): nuclear envelope
Molecular function (GO): phosphatidylinositol-3,5-bisphosphate phosphatase activity
Source: RefSeq, a predicted model, not a curated record
CCCCCCCAGGCCUCGGGUUUGGGAAAGCGUUUCUAGGAGACGGCGCCCGCCGGGUGCGCCUGCGCGGUCGACGCUGCCAGGGGGCGGGCUGACGGGCCGCGGCGCUGGCCGGCUGGUAGUUCCUACUGAGCCUGGGUCGUUGGGUCCGCCCCGCUCUCUCGUUCCAUGGUACGCUUGUGAGUCGCGCUGCCGGCGGACGUCUGCUCGGGAUGGAGCACAUCCGUACGACCAAGGCUCCAGGGCUUUGGCUGACAUCAUCUGUUGAUGUCCAAUGAAGUGCUGUUUGUGAAUGGAACUUUACAGAACGGUUGAGCAAGUGAAAUUACUUGACCGAUUCAGUACCAGCAACAAGUCGCUAACAGGAACACUCUAUCUUACGGCCACACAUCUAUUAUUUAUAGACUCUCAUCAGAAAGAAACCUGGAUAUUGCACCACCAUAUUGCCUUAGUAGAGAAACUAGCUUUGACUACUUCUGGAUGCCCACUUGUGAUUCAGUGCAAGAACUUCAGGAUUGUGCAUUUCAUUGUUCCCAGAGAAAGAGAUUGCCAUGAUAUUUACAAUUCUUUGCUACAACUAUCAAAACAAGCAAAAUAUGAAGAUCUCUAUGCAUUCUCUUACAAUCCCAAACAAAAUGAUUCGGAACGACUACAAGGUUGGGAGCUCAUUGAUCUUGCUGAGGAAUAUAAGAGGAUGGGAGUGCCAAAUUCAAACUGGCAGCUGUCUGAUGCCAACAGAGAAUACAAGAUUUGUGAAACUUAUCCCAAAGAACUUUAUGUUCCCCGAAUAGCAAGCAAACCAAUAAUUGUUGGUAGUUCCAAAUUCCGGAGCAAGGGAAGAUUCCCAGUUCUUUCCUAUUAUCAUCAAAAUAAAGAGGCUGCCAUUUGUCGAUGUAGUCAACCACUAUCAGGAUUCAGUGCCAGGUGCCUGGAGGAUGAACAUUUGCUUCAAGCCAUUAGUAAAGCCAAUCCAGUCAAUCGCUAUAUGUAUGUCAUGGAUACCAGGCCCAAACAUCGAAUGCAGAGCUGGUGGGCUACACAAAAGGACAUUGGCAGAAUUAUAGUGAGGAUUUCUUCAAAAAUCUGGAAUGAUGAGAAAAUAAGAGAAAGCGAUGAGAAAAAGCGACUGAAUGCAAUGGCCAACAGAGCAGCUGGAAAAGGUUAUGAAAAUGAAGACAACUAUUCUAACAUUAGAUUUCAGUUUGUUGGAAUUGAAAAUAUUCAUGUCAUGCGGUCCAGCCUUCAAAAAUUAUUGGAAGUCAAUGGUACCAAAGGGCUUUCUGUCAGUGAUUUCUACUCUGGUUUGGAGAGCUCAGGAUGGCUUCGCCAUAUCAAAGCUGUUAUGGACGCUGCGAUCUUCUUAGCCAAAGCAAUAAUGGUUGAAAAUGCAAGUGUGUUGGUACAUUGUUCUGAUGGUUGGGAUAGGACUUCCCAGGUUUGUUCCCUUGGCUCUCUUUUACUGGAUUCCUACUACAGAACAAUCAAAGGAUUCAUGGUUUUAAUAGAAAAGGAUUGGAUCUCUUUUGGACAUAAGUUUUCAGAGAGGUGUGGCCAUUUGGAUGGUGACCCAAAGGAAGUCUCACCGGUGUUUACUCAGUUCUUGGAGUGUGUGUGGCAUUUGACCGAACAGUUCCCACAAGCCUUUGAAUUCAAUGAAGCGUUUCUUCUUCAGAUCCAUGAACAUAUUCAUUCAUGCCAGUUUGGAAACUUCCUUGGAAAUUGUCAGAAGGAAAGAGAAGAGCUCAAGUUAAAGGAAAAGACUUACUCCCUGUGGCCAUUUCUCCUGGAUGACCAAAAGAAGUACUUAAAUCCUCUCUACAGUUCCAAAUCUCCGAAAUUUGCAGUUUUGGAGCCAAAUACAGUAUCUUUCAAUUUUAAGUUUUGGAGAAACAUGUACCACCAAUUUGAUCGAACAUUGCAUCCUAGACAGUCCGUUUUUAAUGUAAUUAUGAAUAUGGAUGAGCAAAAUCAACAGUUAGAGAAAGAUAUUAAAGACUUAGAAUCUAAAAUUAAGCAAUGUAAAAACAAGCAAACAGAUGGAAUUCUCACCAAGGAGUUACUACAUUCAGUUCAUCCUGAAUCACCUACCCUCAAAACUUCCUUGUGUUUUAAGGAGCAAACUCUGUUGCCUGUGAAUCAUGCUCUUCGAACUAUAGAGGGCAGCAACCCAGCAGAUAAUCGUUACAGUGAAUACGCUGAAGAGUUCUCCAAGUCGGAACCUGGUGUGGUUAGCUUGGAGUAUGGUGUGGCCAGAAUGACCUGUUAGAUCCAUAGAGUAUUUUCUGGACUGACUGUAAUGCAAGAAGUGGAUUCUUGUGAGAGUGAUCUGUGCACAUGACCAAAAGGAAUUUGUCAAGUAAUGAUCUUAGAGCUUAAUAGUUGAAGAAAGGAUAAUAACUGCUCUUGUGAGAGAAAUAAGUCAGUUUAAUUGCAUUUCCAGCAGAGAAUGACUUUCAGUUCUUAAAGAAAUGAGUGGUGGUGGCAGAUUCAUUCAGAACACAAUUUGUACUGUAUACUAGUGAAUUGACAUUUCUGUAUGAUUUAUAUGUUAAAAUUACAGCCAAACAUGAAUAACCUUCCUUAACUAUAAUUGUCAGGAAACAAAACUCGACAAAGUACUCCCUUACUUAAUAAUUGACAUGGCAUGUACUUUUGAUUAUGUAACUCAGUAACUAUGGGUAUUUACAUAUUUUGCCUAUUAGUAAUGUUAACGUUGAAGUGCCAUGAAAAAUACUCUAAGAAAGCCUUAAAAUCUCGGUUUAUUCUUUACCCUUAAGUUUUAUAGCUAAGAGCAGGUUUUGGUUUUUUGGGUUUUUUUUUCUUUUGGUCAACCUUGCUUUAUUUGGAAAGAAUUGCAACGUCGUUCCUACGGGGGCUGCAUGCUACAGCACUCCUGUGGAAACAGAUGUGCACGUACAUUGUUAAGUUCAUGGUCAGCUGCUCCCACGUCCAUAUUCAAAAUUAACGAAACUGAAGGUCUUAUUCUGAUUACAGUUUAUGCAGUACUACCUUUGAUGACAUUAUUUACAACUUAGAUUAUUGAUCUCUUGAAUAUGUACAAACAUAUUUGAGUAUCUUUUAUGUAUGGAUUACUGCAUCCUUUUAAUUCUUACUUUGUGGCUUCAGUUGGCUUUAUUCUUUGGAUAACUGUGUAACUUUAAAAAGCUAAGGCUCUAAAACUGUUCUUAGAUGCAAUGAAGAGUGUGUGUGUAUACACACACACAUACUGUUUAUCUCUCAGUGAGUUGCUCUUCCUAGAACAAACUCAGUUUCCCCCAAAUUUUGGGGUUAAAAAAGGGAAGUACUAAUAGUUUAGAUUUUGCUUGGUUGCAUGAAUUUUAAAGCAGCCAUUUCUAUGUGGAACAUUUUUUUCUUCUCUGUUAACAUAGGAAUAAAAAAGGAAAAUUAAGAAUAGCCUAGUACAAAGUUAAUGUUUAGCAAAAACAACUUCAAUGCUAGGAAAAGUUUCAUUUUGCCAUGUUAAAUUAACUGUUCUGUGUGCUAGUAACAUAUCUUUAAAUGACAAAAAAAAAAAAAAAGGCAAAAAAAAACAAAACAAAA